Molecule: messenger RNA, 3194 nt
Organism: Arabidopsis thaliana (thale cress)
Lineage: Eukaryota; Viridiplantae; Streptophyta; Magnoliopsida; Brassicales; Brassicaceae
Product: Disease resistance protein (CC-NBS-LRR class) family
Exons: 5
Coding region: 156-2888 (910 amino acids)
Biological process (GO): defense response; response to other organism
Molecular function (GO): ADP binding
Source: RefSeq, marked reviewed
AGUUUUUUGUAGCACCAUAUUAUUUCAAUUAUUUUAGUGAGUAAACAAACGCUUAUUCACAGUAAGUGAGAUUAAUAACUAGAGCAAGCCUCUCCCUUCUUCCUAAAGGCGACGACGAGAGUCUUCCUUGCCGCUUUCAAGAGGCAGGAGCCACUAUGGUCGAGGCAAUUGUUUCAUUUGGAGUAGAAAAGCUUUGGGACCGACUGACCCAAGAAUACGAGCAAUUUCAAGGAGUUGAAGAUCGAAUAGCUGAACUAAAAAGUAAUCUAAACUUGUUAAAGUCCUUUUUGAAAGAUGCAGAAGCCAAGAAAAAUACAAGUCAGAUGGUGCGACAUUGUGUUGAAGAGAUUAAAGAAAUUGUUUAUGAUACGGAGAAUAUGAUCGAAACGUUUAUUCUCAAAGAAGCAGCCCGAAAAAGAAGUGGCAUCAUCAGGCGUAUCACAAAACUAACUUGCAUUAAAGUGCAUCGUUGGGAAUUUGCGUCCGAUAUUGGAGGCAUAAGUAAGAGGAUCUCUAAGGUGAUUCAAGACAUGCAUAGUUUUGGAGUACAACAGAUGAUUUCCGAUGGUAGUCAGUCUUCACAUCUACUACAAGAAAGAGAAAGGGAGAUGCGACAAACGUUUUCUAGGGGUUACGAAAGCGACUUUGUGGGGUUGGAGGUAAAUGUUAAGAAACUGGUUGGAUAUUUGGUGGAGGAAGAUGACAUUCAAAUUGUUUCGGUAACCGGGAUGGGAGGUCUUGGUAAAACCACCCUUGCAAGACAAGUUUUUAACCAUGAGGAUGUUAAACAUCAGUUUGAUAGACUCGCAUGGGUGUGUGUCUCACAAGAGUUUACUCGGAAAAAUGUAUGGCAAAUGAUCUUGCAGAAUCUAACCUCUAGAGAAACGAAAGAUGAAAUCUUGCAAAUGGAAGAAGCUGAACUCCAUGAUGAACUCUUUCAGCUAUUGGAGACAUCUAAAUCAUUAAUUGUUUUUGAUGACAUAUGGAAAGAAGAAGACUGGGGCCUAAUCAAUCCAAUAUUUCCACCAAAAAAAGGUUGGAAGGUGUUGAUUACAUCUCGAACAGAGACUAUCGCAAUGCAUGGAAAUAGAAGAUAUGUCAACUUUAAACCAGAAUGCCUAACUAUUCUAGAGAGUUGGAUACUUUUCCAAAGAAUUGCAAUGCCAAGGGUAGAUGAAUCAGAAUUCAAGGUUGAUAAGGAAAUGGAAAUGAUGGGUAAGCAAAUGAUUAAAUAUUGUGGAGGACUACCAUUGGCCGUCAAAGUGUUGGGAGGGUUGUUAGCUGCAAAAUACACUUUUCAUGAUUGGAAACGAUUAUCUGAGAAUAUUGGAUGUCAUAUCGUGGGAAGAACCGAUUUCAGUGACGGUAACAACAGUUCAGUUUACCAUGUAUUGUCUCUGAGCUUUGAAGAGUUGCCUAGUUAUUUGAAGCAUUGCUUCCUCUACUUGGCCCAUUUUCCAGAAGAUCAUAACAUAAAGGUAGAAAAAUUGUCUUAUUGUUGGGCUGCUGAAGGAAUAUUAGAACCUCGACAUUACCAUGGACAGACUAUUCGAGAUGUUGGAGAAAGCUACAUAGAGGAGUUAGUGAGGAGAAAUAUGGUUAUUGCCGAAAGAGAUGUUACGACUUUGAGAUUUGAAGCUUGUCAUUUGCAUGACAUGAUGAGAGAAGUUUGUUUGUUAAAAGCCAAAGAAGAGAACUUCGUUCAAAUCGCAAGUAUCCUCCCUCCAACCGCAAACUCGCAAUAUCCUGGUACAUCUCGCAGAUUUGUCUCACAAAAUCCUACUACAUUACAUGUUAGUAGAGAUAUAAAUAAUCCAAAACUUCAAUCUCUCCUUAUUGUAUGGGAGAACAGAAGAAAGAGUUGGAAGCUAUUAGGUUCAAGCUUUAUAAGGUUAGAACUACUGAGGGUAUUAGAUCUCUAUAAAGCCAAGUUUGAAGGGAGAAAUUUACCUUCUGGCAUUGGAAAGCUCAUCCACUUGAGAUACUUGAACUUAGAUUUGGCUCGUGUAUCUCGUCUACCUUCUUCUCUAGGAAACCUAAGGUUGCUGAUCUAUCUAGACAUAAAUGUAUGCACGAAAUCUCUAUUCGUGCCCAAUUGCUUGAUGGGGAUGCAUGAAUUAAGAUACCUUAGACUACCAUUUAAUACGUCGAAGGAGAUAAAGUUGGGACUGUGUAAUCUCGUAAACUUGGAGACCUUAGAGAAUUUCUCAACAGAGAAUAGCAGCUUAGAGGAUCUUCGUGGUAUGGUAAGUUUGAGGACUCUCACCAUUGGUUUAUUUAAGCACAUUAGUAAAGAGACUCUGUUUGCAUCAAUACUUGGGAUGAGGCACCUGGAAAAUCUUAGCAUAAGGACACCAGACGGGUCUUCAAAGUUUAAAAGGAUAAUGGAAGAUGGAAUCGUAUUGGAUGCCAUUCAUCUAAAACAAUUGAAUUUGAGGUUAUAUAUGCCAAAGUUACCUGAUGAACAACACUUCCCUUCUCACCUUACAAGCAUAUCUCUAGAUGGUUGUUGUUUGGUGGAGGAUCCGUUACCGAUUCUAGAGAAAUUACUUGAGUUGAAAGAGGUUCGUUUAGACUUUCGAGCUUUCUGUGGGAAGAGAAUGGUUAGCUCGGACGGUGGGUUUCCUCAAUUGCACAGGCUAUAUAUAUGGGGAUUAGCUGAGUGGGAAGAGUGGAUAGUAGAAGAAGGCUCCAUGCCACGUCUUCAUACUCUGACUAUAUGGAAUUGUCAAAAAUUAAAGCAGCUUCCUGAUGGUUUGCGAUUCAUCUAUUCUAUAAAAGAUUUGGAUAUGGACAAGAAAUGGAAGGAAAUAUUGUCAGAAGGAGGAGAAGAAUAUUACAAAGUCCAACACAUUCCUUCUGUUAAAUUCGAAAAGGACUACAAAUAAUGAGGUUCUACAAUAUGCAGUAACACACUAUAUUCCAGGCGGCUCACUUGAGAGGCGAAUUUCUUAUCAAAUUGGUCAUCUGCCUAUCUACACAAGAUAAUCUUUUUUGCAUUGUUGUAAUGAUUUUAUUCUGUAUGUAUAUUCAGACUUACGAUUUAUGUGAAGAAUAUCAUGAGAGAAGAAUAAAAGUACUUUGUGCGUCAUAGCAAUAAUGGUUUUUAUGUUUGUGGACUGAUGAUCAGUCAAUUACAACACUCCUUUUAUUGUAUAGUUCCUAAUGAAAACUGUAUAAAAGCUUUAGAUAGC